UGUGUUUACGGCUUGUUUGUAAAUCCAGAGUGCGCACUAAUUCGCUGUGUAAGUUUUAAAAUAGGCCCACAGAUUAAGAGCUUAACUAUCCCGGCAAAGGCUUCCUUAAGCCUCUGCUUAGAAGGUCACGUCUCAACUGUGCUCGCCGGAGAAGUAGCUAGCUGACACUGACAGCGGCUAACGUUAGCACUUAGCAACAGUUGAGUUCAUCCGACAGUAAACAUGCAGGAAUGGGCCAACCAACUAUGCGAGAACCGACAAUUUGGAUCCAAGAUGACAGACUCCAAGUAUUUCACUACCACCAAAAAAGGUGAGAUCUUUGAGUUGAAGGCUGAGUUGAACAGCGAUAAAAAAGAGAAGAAGAAGGAGGCGGUGAAGAAAGUGAUUGCAUCUAUGACAGUUGGCAAGGAUGUCAGUGCGCUCUUUCCAGAUGUUGUGAACUGCAUGCAAACAGACAACCUGGAACUGAAAAAACUGGUCUACCUCUAUCUGAUGAACUAUGCCAAGAGUCAGCCAGACAUGGCCAUCAUGGCUGUCAAUACCUUUGUUAAGGACUGUGAAGACCCUAAUCCUUUAAUUCGAGCCCUGGCUGUUCGUACCAUGGGCUGCAUUCGGGUGGACAAGAUCACAGAAUACUUGUGUGAGCCUCUGAGGAAGUGUUUAAAGGACGAAGACCCUUAUGUGAGGAAGACUGCAGCUGUGUGUGUAGCAAAACUCCAUGACAUCAACGCACAGCUGGUGGAGGAUCAGGGCUUCCUGGAUACCCUCAAAGACCUCAUCUCUGAUUCAAAUCCCAUGGUGGUUGCAAAUGCAGUGGCAGCACUGUCAGAGAUUGCGGAGUCUCAUCCCAACAGCAAUCUAUUGGACCUGAACCCACAGACCAUCAACAAGUUGCUGACCGCUUUAAAUGAGUGUACAGAGUGGGGUCAGAUCUUUAUUCUUGACUGUCUAGCCAAUUACACACCUCGAGAUGACCGCGAGUCUCAAAGCAUAUGUGAACGUGUCACACCGCGGCUCUCCCAUGCAAACUCGGCUGUGGUGUUGUCUGCUGUCAAAGUCCUGAUGAAGUUCAUGGAGAUGUUGCCCAAAGACCUGGACUAUUAUGGAACACUGCUGAAGAAGCUGGCCCCUCCUCUUGUCACUCUCCUCUCUGCAGAGCCUGAGUUGCAAUAUGUAGCACUGAGAAACAUCAACCUCAUCGUUCAGAGACGGCCCGAGAUCCUGAAACAUGAGAUGAAAGUUUUCUUCGUCAAGUACAAUGACCCCAUCUAUGUCAAACUGGAGAAGCUGGAUAUCAUGAUCCGCUUAGCAUCACAGGCUAAUAUUGCCCAGGUGCUUGCUGAGCUGAAGGAAUAUGCCACUGAGGUGGAUGUGGACUUUGUCCGUAAAGCCGUUCGAGCCAUUGGACGAUGUGCCAUUAAAGUAGAGCAAUCGGCAGAGCGCUGCGUCAGCACGCUGCUCGACCUCAUCCAGACUAAGGUUAACUAUGUUGUGCAGGAGGCCAUCGUGGUCAUCAAGGAUAUAUUUCGCAAGUAUCCUAACAAGUAUGAGAGUGUGAUUGCCACUUUGUGUGAAAACCUGGACUCACUGGAUGAGCCGGAGGCACGUGCAGCAAUGAUUUGGAUUGUGGGGGAGUAUGCUGAGCGUAUCGACAAUGCUGAUGAACUGCUGGAGAGCUUUUUGGAGGGGUUCCAUGAUGAAAGUACUCAGGUGCAGUUGCAACUUUUAACCGCCAUUGUUAAGUUGUUCCUCAAGAAGCCGACAGAAACCCAAGAGCUGGUGCAGCAGGUGCUCAGUCUGGCAACUCAGGAUUCUGACAAUCCAGACCUUAGGGACCGUGGCUACAUCUACUGGCGUCUGCUCUCUACCGAUCCGGUGGCUGCUAAGGAGGUUGUUCUGGCCGAGAAGCCUCUGAUCUCCGAGGAGACGGACUUGAUUGAGCCCACGCUACUGGAGGAGCUCAUAUGCCACAUCGGCACUCUGGCCUCGGUCUAUCACAAGCCACCCAGCGCCUUUGUGGAGGGCAGCCGCGGUGUUCAGCACAAGAGACUUCCUGGCAGUGCUGGAUCUGGGGAAAGUGUGGAAAGCCCAGAUGCAAACACUGCUGCUGUCGCCUCUGAGGUGCCCCCUGCUGUCAUCCCAUCCCAGGGAGACCUUUUAGGAGAUCUCCUCAAUCUAGACCUGACACCUACAUCCACAACUGGGCCACCACCAGCCUCCUCUGGGAUGCAGAUGGGGGCUAUGGACCUUCUUGGAGGAGGUUUGGAUAGCCUGAUGGGGGAUGAGUCUGAGCCGUUGCCCGUUCCUCAGCGGACGGAUACUCCUCAGUCACCGCAGCCCCCCCAUCAGUCCCCAUCACCCCCAGAUUACUGCUCCACAGAGCUUGGCGGAGACCUUGGAGGAAGUCCGGCUAUCGCGUCUGGUUUAGGUGCUCCGCCUGUUGCAGUGCCGCCGUCUUUCACCGCCCCUGUGAGUGGUGGUCUGGAUGACUUGUUCGACCUUGGAGGUGGAGUUGGUUUGCCAGCAGGAUCUUAUGUACCCACUAAAACCGUAUGGCUUCCAGCUACGAAGGCUAAGGGUCUGGAAAUAUCAGGCACUUUUGGCCGCCGAGCUGGGGUCAUUCAAAUGGAAAUGACCCUCACAAACAAAGCAAUGAGUGUCAUGACUGAUUUUGCAAUUCAGUUCAACAGAAACAGUUUUGGUUUGGCUCCAGCCGGACCUCUACAAGUUCUUACUCCGGUUAGCCCAAACCAGAGUAUAGAAGUGGUCCUUCCCCUCAAUACUGUGGGACCUGUAAUGAAGAUGGAGCCUCUCAAUAACCUACAGGUGGCCGUUAAGAACAACAUUGACGUCUUCUACUUCAGCUGCCAGUACCCUAUCAGCAUGCUGUUCCUCGAGGAUGGGAAAAUGGAGCGACAGGUAUUCCUCGCCACAUGGAAAGAUAUUCCGAAUGACAAUGAGUUGCAGUUCCAGCUCAAAGACUGCCAUUUCAACUCAGAUGUUGCCUCAAGCAAACUGCAGGGCAGCAACAUCUUCACCAUAGCCAAGCGGACUGUAGAGGGUCAAGAUAUGCUGUACCAGUCCAUGAAACUUACCAAUGGAAUUUGGGUCCUGGCUGAGCUGAGGGUGCAGGCCGGAAGCCCCAACCACAUGGUCUCUCUGAAGUGCAGAGCCCCCGAGGUUUCCCAGUGUGUUUUCCUGAGCUAUGAAGCAGUGUUGAAGAACUGAGAAAAAAAACACUGAUGGGCCAGUUGCUCUCCUCUUCUUCUCAGCCCUUGGCAACUUUACACCCGUUGCUGUAGUCAGUUUGUCUUUCAUCCAGCGGCUUAUUUUGUUUCAUCUUUUAUUUCCAAAUACACAUUUUGUCUUUCUGAUUUUCCCUUCGAUGAUUUUGAUUCUUACCUAAUUUAGUGUGUCUCCUACUAAAUGACCUGAAUGAUGCACAUGUGCUGGUCCAGCUCUCGACUCAGCUUGAGCCACCUGUCAUCAUUUCGACUGCUUCCUUGGUUUGGAGUUGUCGUGUUUUUAGUGUGGAGCAUCACGCUCUGUAUACUUACUCCUUUUGAAUUGCAUUGCCCCCCAUGUAAGCUUUAACUCUUCUUCCGCGGGUGUUAGAUGGAAGUUGGUUGUCUGGGGAUAUAUAGCAUAGCAUGUUUCUGAAAUCUUUAGGCUCAUAUCUGGAUUUUUUUUUUUAAUAAACUGAAGCAGCUCUCUCUUUAUCAUAGUCAUUCCAGUGUUCUGGUGUAGAGUGUGGAGUGGCCUGGAGAUGAAGGCUGAGGAGGAAUAACUCUAAAUGAUGAAGUUUUGGUUUGUAACAUUCUCAAGUAAUCAGUGUGCGCGUUUGUAUAGCUGGUAAGAACAGCACUCUGUCUCUCAUCCUGUGUGUGAAGGACGCCUUCUGUGAAAAUAAUGUUGGAUCAGAUUCUUUUUUUUUGAUUGACAUAAUUCUGUUCGUUUUGUGUAUGUCAUCUGAAAGAGAUAUUAAAAAGUCUUGAUCAAUUAA
Messenger RNA from Doryrhamphus excisus (bluestripe pipefish), 4003 nucleotides. Its product is annotated as AP-1 complex subunit beta-1. Lineage: Eukaryota; Metazoa; Chordata; Actinopteri; Syngnathiformes; Syngnathidae. Gene Ontology annotation, molecular function: clathrin binding. Gene Ontology annotation, cellular component: membrane coat; clathrin adaptor complex. Gene Ontology annotation, biological process: vesicle-mediated transport; intracellular protein transport. The record is from RefSeq and is a predicted model, not a curated record.